GUUAAAUAUUUUUGGCUAGUAAUGAGUAUUUCGUUAAUUCAGUUUUCAUGGACGAGUAUUUAAAGACAACUGGCCCGAUAACGUCAAAGAAAGAAGAAGAAUCGUGUUAUUCUGUUGAAAACCCAAUUUUUAUAAAUUUGAAAAAACUCUAAAGAAACAUAGCGCUUUCGAUGUGCGAAUGUUAUGUCGCCGCUAUAAAAAGGACUAUAACCGAACCAAAUGUGAACAGCAGGGGCGGGUUCAAUUUUUAAAUAAAUCCACUGUUUUAUGCGAAACGUGGAUACGUUACAAUGGAAAUGGACAUAAUAUUAGUAAGCAUUUCGAAUAAAAAUGACACCCAUUUGCAAUGACGUCGCUUAUUUAUCUAGUCAACGAAAUUAAAAGUCUGAACGGCAACGUCGGGCCACAGUCGAAAAUUUAGAGCUUUCUAAAAAUUCGAGUGCCUUAGAUAAGAUCGCCUGGAAGAUUGAUUGUUGGGUUAUGUGUGCGUUUUCAAUUUUACGGUAGAAAGAAUUGAAAUUUCCGUCACCAGAGAAAUGGGCGACUCUAUUGAAAAUGGUGCUGUUGAAAAUCAACUAUUAGAAUUAGCCAAGUCUAAACCGGAAGGAGUAUCUAAUAAAGACCUUAAGGACCACCUGCCAGACGUACCGCUUGCGGACAUUACCCGAAUCAUUAACAAGUGUUUAAGGAGCGGCAUCUUAGAGCUCUUUCAAACCAAGGACAGUCUGUUGUACAAAUACAAAGACCCUUCCCAAAAGGUCGCGUCGAAGGGCGCCGAUAGCGAAGAGAAGGUCGUGUACAAGAUAAUCGAGGAAGCCGGUAAUAAGGGAAUAUGGAUAAGGGAUAUCCGAUUUAAGUCGAACUUAAAUAUGACGCAGCUCAAUAAAGUGCUUAAAAGCUUGGAGACCAAGAAGUUUAUUAAGGCGGUAAAGUCAGUCUCGGCCAGCAAAAAGAAAGUGUAUAUGCUUUACGAACUGGAGCCGGACAGCUCGGUCACGGGAGGUGCGUGGUACCAAGACCAAGAUUUCGAAUCGGAGUUUGUCGACGUGCUUAAUCAACAAUGUCACCGAUAUCUGGUACAAAAAUUCGAAGACGCUUUGACGCAGGGCGGAGGCCCGCUCCUUAUCAGGAAUCGUAGUUACGCGACCGCGGGAGACGUGCAUCAAUUCAUUUCCGAUUUGGGGAUAAGUAAAGUGUCCCUGAGCAUUACCGACAUCGAAAGUAUCCUUUACACGGUCGUAUUAGACAACAAUGCGGAAAGGAUCGUCGCUCCCAAUGGCUCGUUCGUUUACAAGGCCGUGAAUCGAUUUUUGCCCCCGCAAGGAAUAGUGAAAACAACUUGCGGCGUGUGUUUGAUUGCCAAUCGUUGCGCCAGCACUGGAUUAAUUAAUCCCAAGGUGUGCACGUACCUUACAGAUUGGUUAAACGAAUAGUUGUGUUUUAAUAAUUAGUUUCCCUCGUUAAUAAAUGUAUGUUCCAAAUAUAAAAACGCUUCCAGUUUCUCAAUGCCUACACCGACACCAACGGAUUUUCUUUGGUUUCAAAUAAGUCCCCUAGAGCCAUGCCUAAAAACGUCAACACCCUUGAACCCAAAUUGGUGAGUU
Messenger RNA from Cylas formicarius (sweet potato weevil), 1604 nucleotides. RefSeq names its product probable DNA-directed RNA polymerase III subunit RPC6 (gene Polr3F). The coding region runs from base 537 to 1433 and encodes 298 amino acids. The record is from RefSeq and is a predicted model, not a curated record. Gene Ontology annotation, cellular component: RNA polymerase III complex. The transcript has a single exon. Gene Ontology annotation, biological process: transcription by RNA polymerase III. Lineage: Eukaryota; Metazoa; Arthropoda; Insecta; Coleoptera; Brentidae.